Rattus rattus (black rat) is the source of this 1574-nucleotide messenger RNA. It is a transcript of the gene Ubxn11, whose product is annotated as UBX domain protein 11. Gene Ontology annotation, molecular function: ubiquitin binding. The transcript is spliced from 15 exons. Bases 99 to 1556 code for a protein of 485 amino acids. The record is from RefSeq and is a predicted model, not a curated record. Gene Ontology annotation, biological process: proteasome-mediated ubiquitin-dependent protein catabolic process. NCBI's taxonomy places the organism in Eukaryota, Metazoa, Chordata, Mammalia, Rodentia, Muridae.
UGGUCGCCUGGGAAACCCCGAGACAACAAGAUGGCGGCGCCGCGGGACGGCUCGCUGGGCCCGUGGAGUCCCUGACAGUGAACCCCAACACUGGAGCUAUGAGCUCACCCCUGGCCUCUCUUAGCAAGACUCGGAAGGUGCCCUUAGAAUCGGAACCUGUGAAUCCCGGGAGGCGAGGGAUAAGAAUCUACGGAGAUGAAGAUGAGGUGGACAUGGUGAAUGAAGGACAGGACUCAGAAGAGAAGAUCUCUCUCCCUUCCUGCUAUGGAGGCAUUGGUAGGCAAGGCCUUAUCAUCCAUGACUCGGAGUUGCUGACCUCCAUGGCCAGGAAGCUGCAGGAGCUGGAGCAGCAGUUGAAGGCACGGAAUGAGGAGAUGCUGUCCAAGGAGCAGAAGAUCCUGGCCCUGGAGGAUUUGGUGCAGACCCUCCAGCAGCACCAGAGCAGCACAACCAGGGAGGAGGAGCUGGAGACACAGUGCAUUCAGCUGCAACGGCAGGUUGGCGAGAUGGAGCGGUUCCUCAAUGACUAUGGCCUACAGUGGGUGGGCGAGCCCAUGGACCAGGAGAACUCAGAGGGAAAGAUAAUCUCUGAAAGUGAUGAGCGAGACUGGAUGAAGGCCAAGAAGUUCUGGAAGCCAGGGGAUUCUUUUGUGCCCCCCGAGGUGGACUUCGACAGACUGCUGGCCAGUCUACAGGAUCUGAGUGAGCUGGUGGCGGAGGGAGAGGCCCAGGUGACACCAGUACCUGGUGGGGCUCAGUUCCGUACUCUAGAGCCCAUCCCGCUGAAGCUCUACCGGAAUGGCAUUAUGAUGUUCGAUGGGCCCUUCCGGCCCUUCUACGAUCCCUACACGCAGCGCUGCCUCCGGGACAUACUGGAUGGCUUCUUUCCCUCAGAGCUGCAGCGGCUGUAUCCUGAUGGAGUCCCCUUUAAGGUAAGCGACCUGCGAAAUCAGGUCUACCCAGAGGACGGGCUGGGCCCAUUCCCAGGUGAGGGUCGUGUGGUGGGCCGGCAGAAAAUACGCAAGGUCACAGACAGGGUGGAGGAGACUUCAGGCUCCAGGAUGACUGCUGAGAAAUUUCUGAACAGGCUUCCCAAGUGUGUAAUCCGACAAGGCGAGGUGAUUGACAUCCGGGGCCCCAUCAGGGACACCUUGCAGAACUGCUGCCCAAUGCCUGUCCGGAUCCAGGAGAUCAUAGUGGAGACACCUGCCUUGGCCUCUGAGCGGCACAGGACCCAGGAGUCGCCUGCCAUGCCAGUGCCUCCACUCUCCAUGCUGCGCAUCAAGUCCGAGAACGGGGAACAGGCCUUCCUGUUGAUGAUGCGGCCCGAGGACACCAUUGGUGACGUGCGAAACCUCUUAGCACAGGCCAGGAACAUGGAUUCAGCAGCCUUUGAAAUCUUGAGCACCUUCCCACCCACAGUCUACCGGGAUGACACAGUGACUCUGCAGGCCGCAGGCCUGGUUCCCAAUGCAACACUGCUCUUAAGGACUCGCAGGGUUCUGCCGGCGAACCCCAGCUUUGGGACUGAUUCCGGCCCGGGCUCACUGCCCUGAAUAAAGUGGCGCCCCUGA